Molecule: messenger RNA, 2477 nt
Organism: Lingula anatina
Lineage: Eukaryota; Metazoa; Brachiopoda; Lingulata; Lingulida; Lingulidae
Source: RefSeq, a predicted model, not a curated record
GCUAGAUGAAUGGUUAGAAAUCAGAAGACUAGUCAUAAAUCAGAGCCAAUAAUGACCAUACGAUAUUGGUGGUCAAAACGUAUCUAAAUUACUUGGAAACAGUUGGUGAUUCAUAAAUAGAGUGAACUAAACAAGCAUUCUUUAUGACUUCAAUCUGAGACUUCAGCUAUUACCACAUAAUUACAUAAACUUUAAAAAUUUGCUUUUUGAGUUAUGACAACUGUCCCAUUUUAUCUAUAAUUCUUCGAUAUAUCUUUAAGCAUAUCAAUGAUAUUUGAUAUCAAAAUUUCUGAGGGAGCUAAUCCCCCCCCCCCUCUCUGCCCACAGUCUUAGGCAGACAUGCAGCUCGCCUCUGUUCAAAAUAGGCUUGCUGAUAUCCAACCCACACUUUGCGUGUUUUUGUAUUGGCUCUAGCCCUGCAAAGCCCAGGGAACCAAAACGCUGUCAAAAAAAAAAAAAAAAAAAAAAUUCCAGGACUGUUAUCGGAACAUUUCGGGUCUAUAAAUAUACUUUUUGCAUUUAUUUUGGAUUAUUGCACUCAUUGACCCCAAUUUAAGAAAUGUUGCACAUAUGCAACACUGGGCUUUAGUGAUAAUAAAGGAUAUUUAUUGACCUAUUUAAUAUGUUCCUAAAACACAAUUCACAACAAGCAGUUAUAUGUCUCCAAGUGAAUACUGCAAAGCGCCGUAAAUCUCUGAUCUUUUCUCUGUUCAUUAUGUAACAUGCAAAUGGUUCUAGAUGAGGCUUAUACAGAAGCAGUUCCUAUCACUAUUGAAGCAAGUUGGUCAGGUCUGUUGACAGAGAGCACAAUAGCUAUUGAAGCAAGUUGGUCAGGUCUGUUGACAGAGAGCACAAUAGCUAUUGAAGCAAGUUGGUCAGGUCUGUUGACAGAGAGCACAAUAGCUAUUGAAGCAAGUUGGUCAGGUCUGUUGACAGAGAGCACAAUAGCUAUUGAAGCAAGUUGGUCAGGUCUGUUGACAGAGAGCACAAUAGCUAUUGAAGCAAGUUGGUCAGGUCUGUUGACAGAGAGCACAAUAGCUAUUGAAGCAAGUUGGUCAGGUCUGUUGACAGAGAGCACAAUAGCUAUUGAAGCAAGUUGGUCAGGUCUGUUGACAGAGAGCACAAUAGCUAUUGAAGCAAGUUGGUCAGGUCUGUUGACAGAGAGCACAAUAGCUAUUGAAGCAAGUUGGUCAGGUCUGUUGACAGAGAGCACAAUAGCUAUUGAAGCAAGUUGGUCAGGUCUGUUGACAGAGAGCACAUUUUUCCCGAUCACUUUAUCGUAGGACACAUUAACAUCAUGAGUUUCAAUCUAGUCGCCCACUUCUAUGUUAGUAGUCGCAGCAUUAUUCCACAAGUUGACAUUGACUAUACCCUCGUUGUCCUCUAAUUGAAUUCUCCUAAGUUUUCCAGCAUUUUGUAAAUGACCCUGUAAAUAUUACUUAAUAUUUUAAAAUUGAAAAGAGUGGAUACAGAAGUUAAAUAAAACGAUAUUUAAAAAAAUAGUAACUGCAUGAUAACUGGAGAAAAAGUUGAUGUUUUCUCCGGUCUUUGAGGUGUUUUACCUUCGGCGCCUGACGCAAAUAGUUUCUUCUGUACAGCUAUUCUUGUGUUUGCUGCUGGAGGACUCCAAUUCUCCGGUUGUUCACUUUGCAUCGGUAGAGCCAGGACCGGUUUCUUCCUCCACCACAUAUUUUAACGAUGACAACGUUCUGGAUUCCUCAAUCAUUUUUUCAACGCUCUUAUUCUCCGUAUUUAUCACAGGUGUAAUUAUGUUCUUUUCACUGUUUACGGUGUGAUUUCCAGAAACUUUCCAUCCUCAUGUUGACUUUACCAUAGAACAUUCCCUUAUUAGGCAAUGUCUAAGAGCCUUGUUUUCUCCUAAAAAUUUUCAAAAAAAUUAUUUUAAUUAUUUUAAUUUGUUGACUCUUGAUGAAACUUAACUUACACUCAAUACCACUCUGAUUUUCCUUUUAUUACCAAUUGUAAUUAGUGUAAGUGUAAGUCAUUAACUUUACAACACAUAGUCAUUGAAUGCAAAAAGAGGUGCAUAUACCAUCUCUAAGACCUGUAGGGCUAUCAAUACAAGUUCACAUAUACAACAUAUCAAUGCCCCCCAUGAACUUGUUGUUCUCUUCUUCGAUCCUUGGACGAUCAGUAUCAAUGUAUUGACAGUCUCUUUUGCUCCACCGCCAAGUUUUGCCAAUAAGCUGCAACAUACGCCAAUAUAAGGGGCACAACCUUGUUGUCAUGCCAUCUUACACAUGCAGCAUUUUGCAUGCCAGAGGCAGCAAGAACUGGUACUGUCGCCUCUCUUUUGAUUAGCCCCUUUAUUCUGACAAAUCAUAUCCUGUUCAUACCAUUCUUUUUGUACCCAUUCUUUUAAACACCCAAGUUACUAGUAAGCAUGUGUCCAGUGAAAUAAAAGGUGCACAAAACAGUAAGAUUUGUCAAAACAACAACAACAAAAAAAAAAAAAA